ACAGGAAAGUGAAGAAGACAAACGGACACCAACAAAACAUGGCGUCUGUGAAGAAUUGGUGGGACGAAUGAAUGCAAACUAUUUGGCAUUUUACAGAAAUAUUGUCAUAGGUUCAGUGUAUUAUCGAAGAAGAGAUGGACAACACAUAUCACCACGCUCCGCCAGAUAAACAGCAGUCUUCCGUCUAUAAUGGCGGCUAUCCGGAGACACCGUACGCCGCUAACAGAGCACCGCCGAGCGGCGCGGCUCAUGGACCGACACAGCCGGACCACACCGCUUCACGGUGGACACCUUCACUGGGAUAUGACGGUAACCAGUACGGAUUAAGGUGCGAUUUCCCCGCACCGUCUCCAGGAGCAGGAGGGUUCGGGGGGCCCUGCUUGCCCCCUCCGUAUGGAUUUGAUCCCUCCGUCCCCCCGCCUCCUUUCGGCUGUCCACCACCCGGACACUUCUCUAUCGUGGCGCCAGCCGCUCCGCUCAACGCAUACAGCAGCAGGGAAGCCUCGACCUUCCAAACAUUUACCCAGCAGUUCAGACCCGGGCCUCAGACUGUGCCGUACAACUUGGACUCCAACCAGAAACAACAGCAUGGAUACGAGGAUUUCUCAGAGAGUGGAGCCCCGUUCGGCUGCCCGCUAUUUCCCGUUAAAGACCACGACAGGGGUCCGGGAACAACAACAACAACACGAGCUGAGGAUGAAACCUCACUUCAGAGGAGACGGGAUCAACAGUGGCUCAGGCGUUUCUUACAAAGCAAGGACAGAACCUCCAAGGUCCCACCACAGACCCAGCGUCAGCAACACGGCGCUGUCCCGGACCUGAGACGGGCUCUGUACCGGGCAGCUCAGCUCGUCGCCCAGCUGGCUGAGUCCUGUGAAGCUCUGAGGACCAACGUGGACAACCACUGUGUUUGGACAGACUCUUACUUAAUGGCUUUAAACGUGAAGACAGAGCUACAGGACAAACUCGGAGUUCUCAGUGACAGGGAGACUUUAGACAGCUGGAAAGCUAAAUUGGCCCGUGUUGCUAAGAGGAGGGCCCGGCGCCUGAGAGCCAGGAGGGUGCAGCUGAUGGAGGAAGCGCAGAGAGAGGAGCGCAUCUCCGAGAAAGAGGCUGCCAUAGACAAGUGGAGGACGCAGCAGAUCCAGCGAGUGGAGGAGAAGAAGAAGGAGCAGGAGCUGAAACUGGCUGCAGACGCUGUUCUCUGUGAGGUGAGGAAGAAGCAGGCCGACGUGAAGAGGAUGCAGGACAUCCUCAGAUCUCUGGAGAAAUUGCGCAGACUGAGGAAAGAGGCGGCAUCGAGGAAAGGUAUUGUCACUGAGCGGGACUGUGACGAGGACUUCAGCAGCCGGCUGGAGCAGCUGCGGCGGGUGAUGAAGAAGAGGACAGCGGUUUACUCGGCAGAGGAGAAAGCGCUGAUGGUGAUGCUGGAAGGAGAGCAGGAGGAGGAGAGGAGGAGGGAGCGGGAGAAGCGGGUGAAGAAGGAGAGGGAGAGACAGCUGCAGAGGAAACUGCGAGUGGACGCCAUGCUGUUUGGAGAUGAGCCUCCUGCUGAUUCUGCUCUGCAGCCCUUCAGAGAAUAUUACACUCAGGCCGAGCGCUCGCUGCACGCUUUACUUCAAAUCAGGAGAGGGUGGGAUGUGUUUGUGGUUGCAGCGGAUCAUCCUGACGGUUCUCCAGUUCCUCAGAGCUGGAUCCUGCCAGAGGCCCCGUCGGACCAGGCCUGGGCCUCUGCCCUGCAAACUGCUGACACUGAGCCAGAUGUCAGCUAGAGCCUGACGUCCAACACUCUCUGACUGAAAAGUGAAGCAACACCAAGUUAAUGGUGUUGGUAAAAGUUUAAAACCACUCAUCUUUUUCAUCUGAACAGUCAGAGCUGUCGGACUGUAGAACUGUUUGUCAGAUAAUAUAUGAUACAGUGAUGAAGGAGAAGAAGAAAGCUUCUGUUCUGCUGUAUUUACUUUUGAAAAUGUUCUUAUUUCUGGUCUCUGUUAAUGGAUUUGAUGUGUUUUGUACCUCAGGAAUAAUAAAUGCUUUGGGCAGGAUUUCUUUUUGCUAUUUUAAUUUCUGAAAAAAAUAAAACACAAAAACAAAUUGUAUUACCAA
Micropterus salmoides (largemouth bass) is the source of this 2106-nucleotide messenger RNA. It is a transcript of the gene pdcd7, whose product is annotated as programmed cell death 7. The record is from RefSeq and is a predicted model, not a curated record. The transcript has 5 exons. The coding region runs from base 135 to 1772 and encodes 545 amino acids. NCBI's taxonomy places the organism in Eukaryota, Metazoa, Chordata, Actinopteri, Centrarchiformes, Centrarchidae.